GGAGAGAGGAGGAGGAGGGAGGAGUGAUUGUAGCAAUUGCAUCCCGUGUCGCCGGUGUGUGUGGCAGAUAGAAGCCGCGGCCCUGCAAGCGCCAUCCUGUAACCAUGGGCAUCCGUAAGAAGAGCAGCAAGACCCCGCCGGUGCUGAGCCACGAGUUCAUUAUCCAGAACCAUGCGGACAUCGUCUCCUGCCUGGCCAUGGUCUUUCUACUUGGGCUUAUGUUCGAGAUUACAGCAAAGGCGGCCGUCAUGUUUGUCACGCUCCAGUAUAAUGUCACCAUUCCAGUAGAAGGGGUGCUUGGAGAACAAGCUUCGCUGUACCAUUAUGGCAUCAAAGAUAUGGCCACUGUAUUCUUUUACAUGCUGGUGGCAAUAAUACUACAUGCUGUUAUCCAAGAAUACAUAUUAGAUAAAAUCAACCGGCGUAUGCACUUUUCCAAGACAAAGCACAGCAAGUUUAACGAGUCUGGACAGCUAAGUGCAUUUUAUCUGUUCUCUUGCAUUUGGGGAGCGAGCAUUAUUGUCUCGGAGAAUUAUUUUUCUGAUCCGAUAAGCCUGUGGAAAGGGUAUCCUCACACUUAUUUUCCAUUCCAGAUGAAGUUCUUCUACAUUUCCCAGCUAGCAUAUUGGUUUCAUGCUUUUCCAGAGCUCUACUUCCAGAAAACUAAAAAGGAAGACAUUCCCAGGCAGCUGGUCUACAUUGGUUUGUACCUCUUCCAUAUUCUAGGAGCUUAUGUUCUCAACCUCAAUCGCCUGGGUCUGGUACUACUAGUUCUGCAUUACUUUGUAGAAUUCCUGUUCCACAUGUCACGUCUGUUUUACUUCAGCAAUGAGAAAUACCAGAAAGGAUUUACUGUGUGGGCUCUUCUCUUUGUCCUUGGGCGCCUCCUCACGCUUAUCCUUUGUGUUCUUACUGUCGGCUUUGGACUUGCACGGGCUGAAAACCAAGAGUUGGAUCUAAGUAAUGGAAACUUCAACAUUUUGGCCAUCAGAAUCAGCGUGCUGGCAUCUAUUUGCAUAACCCAGGCAUUUAUGAUGUGGAAGUUCAUUAAUUUCCAGCUGAGACGGUGGAGAGAGCAUUCAUCUCCUCAACCCUCCUCUCAAAGGAAGAAAACAACCUCUGCUAAAGGCAAGGCUUCACGAAAGGAAAAAGAGAAUGGAGUGAAUGGAACAGUAACAUCAAAUGGAGCAGAUUCUCCUCGCAGCCGUAAAGAAAAACACUCAUAAACGGAAUCCUUUUCGACCCAAUGUCCUCUUUUCCCAAAGAGAUGUUGCCUUGUGCUGUACUCGGCCCCACAGCACUAGAAUUCUUACUGUUACAACUAAUAAUGCAACGUGUUUCUAUACAACAUCAUGCCAUGAAUUUCCAAACUGUACAGGGUUGUUUUCCUCAGUCCCCUCCUCAUUUGUUUAAUGGUACAGCUCUUACAGUUCCACUGCAAACAGGACAAAGGCUACAGAAACGCUGCUUCAUUCUAAUGGAUUAAUAAUGCAAGUCAUUACUCCUAUUUUACACUGGUGCAAAUAGAAACAAGCCCUUAUCAGAGGGCCUCCAAUGAAGCCAAAUCUAAUAUAAAAACCUUGUUGGGGUUGUUCAGAGUAACUAGUGCAAAUGUGGAGUAAAUCUCGCUAAAGACAUUGAAAUAUUGGCGAUUCCCCAAGUCCCCUUGUACAAAUUCAGCACUCUACUCUUUUGAUAAGCCAACCAAACUGUUUAAAAGAUGUAACUGCUGUCAUCAAUGUAUUUACACUUUUUUUUUUUUUUUUUAUAAGACAAUUUUUUUUGAUUAAAACAACAAUAAAACAGAAAUUGAAUUGUG
Xenopus laevis (African clawed frog) is the source of this 1819-nucleotide messenger RNA. It is a transcript of the gene tram1.L, whose product is annotated as translocation associated membrane protein 1 L homeolog. The record is from RefSeq and is marked provisional. Gene Ontology annotation, cellular component: endoplasmic reticulum membrane; membrane. Gene Ontology annotation, biological process: SRP-dependent cotranslational protein targeting to membrane, translocation; protein insertion into ER membrane. Bases 105 to 1226 code for a protein of 373 amino acids. The transcript has 11 exons. Lineage: Eukaryota; Metazoa; Chordata; Amphibia; Anura; Pipidae.